CCCUAUUCUCAUUUUGAGAUUUCCCUUGUUCUCUCCAAUUUGCCAUGGAGAAUAAGCAUAACCCUACUUCUCAUACGUCUCAUACCUGGUCGGAGCUUCCCGAGCUAAAUCCGUGUGUUCCUCUUGGUACUCUGCUUCCAGACAAGUCGUGCCCAAAAACACAUCCAUUGGCUGAUUUGAUUCCCCCGAGACAACAACAACAAUUCAUGCACGGCAACUCAUGGAAGUUGGCUCCUUAUGGGAGAUCGAUGAUUAUGCGUUACGCCAUGCAAGUCAGAGGACAAUUAGCACCUACCGUGUUAGGUAUAAACCGUACGUGGAAAGGAGAUACAUGUUGGAAUCAAAUCCCCAAAACUUCAGAUUGUUUCCACAUGGUUUACAAGGAUCACAAGCUUUACUUCCUAAACAAAACUGGUAGUUUCAAAAUCUUUGAUUUUUGUGGAGAUAUUCCACAACAAACCUUUGAGUGGAGUGUUAAAGUUGAAAGAUCUCAGUUUGGACCUCCUCCACCAAGUAAUCCAUGGAAAGUUCUUGCCACAAAACUUGUAGUCACCGUAACAGGAAAAGUCCUCAAGGUUGAAGAAAUGGGGGGAGCGAGGCCUAGAACCUGGUCCUUCCGGGUUUUCGAGUCGAUGCUUUUGGAUCAAGGCAUCACUGUGCUAGCCAAUGACACUGGUGGAUUCAUUAGAAAUACCAUCUAUUUCAGUGCUAGUCAUGGGAAUAACACACAUGAUAUCUAUAUCUUCAAUCUCGAGACACAAAAGACGGAGCCGCUGCACACACUUGAUAGUUAUUCUUCAUCAGUUCAAUUCUAUGGAGCUCAAUGGUUCGUACCUAGUUUCAAGCACUAA
Messenger RNA from Arabidopsis thaliana (thale cress), 851 nucleotides. RefSeq names its product F-box family protein-like protein. The transcript is spliced from 5 exons. Lineage: Eukaryota; Viridiplantae; Streptophyta; Magnoliopsida; Brassicales; Brassicaceae. The record is from RefSeq and is marked reviewed. Bases 45 to 851 code for a protein of 268 amino acids.